AUACCACUAACCUUUGUUGUGGCGAAUGCGAUUAGCAUUUCUACCGCUCCUAAGGAAAAGCCAUGCCUGAACCCUCCAAAUCUGCUCCGGCCCCGAAGAAGGGCUCCAAGAAAGCCAUCACUAAAGCGCAGAAGAAGGACGGCAAGAAGCGCAAGCGCAGCCGCAAGGAGAGCUACUCCAUCUAUGUGUACAAGGUGCUGAAGCAGGUGCACCCCGACACGGGCAUCUCGUCCAAGGCCAUGGGCAUCAUGAACUCGUUCGUCAACGACAUCUUCGAGCGCAUCGCGGGCGAGGCGUCCCGCCUGGCGCAUUACAACAAGCGCUCGACCAUCACGUCGCGGGAGAUCCAGACGGCCGUGCGCCUGCUGCUGCCCGGGGAGCUGGCCAAGCACGCCGUGUCCGAGGGCACCAAGGCCGUCACCAAGUACACCAGCUCCAAGUGAGCCCGCCUGCAGCCGACCGCAACCCAAAGGCUCUUUUCAGAGCCACCCACUUGAUCGAAAGAGAGCUAUAACUACCAUUUUCGUAGCGGUGUGUGAAAGUGCAAGUCCUUUACUACAGCUUGAGUCCUCAGGAAUCUAACCAAAGGAUGUUCCUGGAGGCAAUGCUAGAACCGAGGAUGGAUUUGAAAGGUAGCCUUGAGGCGAAAUACAGUCCUAUGGUGUAAUGCCCAAAAGGGCUAAUUCACCUCUCUUUCAGCCUAGGUUCCGUUUUUCCCUAAGCCUCAGGAUGCUUGAGCCUCUGGAAGCAGGCAGGACAGAACAGCAUUUGGAUAAUAGAUGGCCAUGCUCCAGUUCAGUUUUACUACUUAUUGUGACCUUUUACACAAACUGAUUUCUCCAUCAUCAGAAAAAUGGGGGUGAUACUACCCACCUCAGAACUGUUAUUGGGAUACUAUGAGUUGAUUUUUGGACACAGAGCAUUGUAUAAAUGCUGUGAAUUAUCCUGAGCUAUGUAUUAUUUUCCCUUAUAUUCUAAGAUUUUUUUAAAAUUGAAAUAAAAAUGCAAACUUUAA
Mirounga angustirostris (Northern elephant seal) is the source of this 1015-nucleotide messenger RNA. RefSeq names its product histone H2B type 1-B. Lineage: Eukaryota; Metazoa; Chordata; Mammalia; Carnivora; Phocidae. Gene Ontology annotation, cellular component: nucleosome. The record is from RefSeq and is a predicted model, not a curated record. Gene Ontology annotation, molecular function: structural constituent of chromatin; protein heterodimerization activity; DNA binding. Bases 63 to 443 code for a protein of 126 amino acids. The transcript has 2 exons.